AUGAACCCCCCUAUGCCCCAUCCCCAUCACGCUCUGGCUCACCCGGGCGAGAGACCUCAUGUCUUGUUCAACACCCCGCAUAGUCCUGUGAACCAUGAUCAGCUAGCGAACCAGAUGAACCAACUCCGCAUUCAACAAGAGAGGUUCAGCCCAAGAAAUGAAAGAAGGUCGUCAAGGGACUCCAUUGUUAGCACUGAUGUUGACGAAGAUGCGGCGACAUGGUAUGUUGGCUACACAUUUUUCAAGGCCCAGCCGGCUCCGGGCUACCCAUACUCCUGGAGGAAAGUCGAUAAAGCCAAGAUAAACCUGGGGCAGGGUGACCUUGCCGACCUCAUACGAAAGAGGGCUAGGAAAAUGUCGACCGCAGAUCAAUAUCAGAAAUUAACGACUGUCAAGAGGCCCCAUGUGGAUCGCGUAAUCGAGGAUCUACAACAAAACAACCCUCAAUUCCAAUGGAGCUGUGCCUAUGUAAAAGAGGAGACGAGGGACGUCAAGGGCAAAAGUUUCCGUCGUGAAUACGAAACGACUUCAAUGAGCAUCAUACUCGUGGGGAAACGGACAAACCGAUCAUUUUCUGGCGAACCCCCAGGUUUCAGAGACCAGAGACCUGCCCAGGCUCAACGUCCCUCAUCCGAGAACCAGCAUAGACCUAUCGUUGGAAGUGGUUCAUACGCUGAUAUACGAAGUGUGCCGAACAUUUCCCCAACGCCUAUGCCAUCCCAAAUGCCUGGAAUGCAACCUGGGCUUACACAAUCUCACCAACAAGGCCCUUCUGCCUUCCGUCUGCCGCCGCAGAACCCAAUGGCCGCACAGAAUCCAAUGGCCGCGCAGAAUCCAAUGGCCGCACAGAACCCUACGACCGCACGAACCCCAAUGCCAGGCCCACAGCAUUCGGACCACGGAAAUUGGGCACAGAAUGUUCCAAGAGACUCCCUACCACAUCCUCCGAUGCCACAUCCCCCGCAUCCGGGGCCGGCGGUGCACAACCCGAUAAGCCAGCCGUUUAUGGCCAAUACUAGACCCGAUGACCAGGACCAUGAUGCACGAAGAGUUAAGGUCGAUUCAGGCGUCCAGAAUAAUAGGAACGAGAUGCCACGUCAGAACACAACCCACCGUCAUCAGCCGGAUUUUCACGCGGAUCAUCGGAUGAACGCUAAUAAAAAGCGUGGCAAGUCUCCAAAACCGCAGUUUGGAUCAGAGCCGGACCUCGUGUACGACAGCACCAGUAGCGGAGACGAGAACCCGACGCCUGAAUACUACGACGACGACUCGGAGGAAGAGUUCUCUAGCCGAGAAGCCAAGUCAAAUAAGAUUCGCCUACCAUCGCGAGGAAGCUUUCAUCAUGGCGCCCGUUCCCCAUCGCAGCCCCAUCAUCGUUACCGUACACAUUAUCGGAAGCAACCCCGACAGGUUGCAGAUCGUGGGUACAGGAGAUAUCGAGACGAUGCCGAUGUCGACUUGAUCCCAGCGGAAGGAAUGCAUAGUGCAAGAAGCGUGGUCAGGUCUCAUGGCGGAGGCCGGCAAUGGGGUGUACAGCCCAGGAUAAUCCACCAAGAGCCGAGCUCUGAUGACCUCGAAGUACUUAUGAUGAACCAGUACCGAGGACAACCCCAGAAUGAGAGCCGAACCCGGAUUUUGGAUAAUUGGCAAGCAGAGCUAGCACAGCGUGAGAACUUCAUCGAGUACCAGGAGCAGAGACUCAAGAAUACGUUUCGCAACGAUCGGAUGGAUGAUAUGGGUUAUAUGCACCGUUCAAGGUCUCUGCGAGAUCCCAUACCCGCCCCAUAUGCCCGUGGUUAUCCACUGAGGACCCUGAAUUACUAUUAG
This is a messenger RNA of Aspergillus puulaauensis, 1827 nucleotides long. RefSeq lists its product as uncharacterized. Bases 1 to 1827 code for a protein of 608 amino acids. The record is from RefSeq and is a predicted model, not a curated record. Lineage: Eukaryota; Fungi; Ascomycota; Eurotiomycetes; Eurotiales; Aspergillaceae. The transcript has a single exon.